AGAAGUCAUGAGGAAAGAUGCGUUACGUUUUCGAGGUUGUAUUCAUCAUGAUUCAUGGGUCAAUUUGAUUCCCUAUUCUUUAACUUUUUCUCACAAAACAAAAACAAGAAAACAAGAGGUUCCCAAUUCUAUUUCUAUAUUAUAGUCAUAGGCUACCUAUUGCAAAAACCAUUCUUGAUCAGCCAAAUUAAUAAAGCAAAAGCUCAAAGGAGAUGACCAAAUUCGAGGUGGUGUUCAUGACAAGCCCUGGGAUCGGGCACCUUGUUCCAGUUGUUGAGUUUGCACACCAUCUUAUCAAUCAUGACCCUCGAUUUUCUGCCACUAUACUCAUCGUAACCAUGCCUCAGAGACCCAUUCUCAACACCUACAUCCAAUCACGCGCUGCCACUUCAACCUCCACAAAUAUCAAAUUCAUCCACCUCCCUAUUGUAGACCCUCCCACACCUGAUCAGUACGAGUCUUCCUUUGGCUACUCAUGCUUACUCAUUGAAAAGCAUAGACCCCAUGUUAAGCAAGCGAUCACUAACCUCAUGGAAACCGAGUUGGACUCAGACCGACGACUCGUCGGGAUCAUCACAGACAUGUUUUGUACCUCCAUGAUCGAUGUAGCCAACGAGCUUGACAUCCCUUGCUACGUUUUCUUUCCAUCUACAGCUACGUUUCUCGGUUUCAUGCUUCAUCUUCCAAUCUUAGACACCCAACUCACCACUGAGUUGGCUAAGUUGGACACUGAGUUGGUCAUUCCGAGUUUUGCUAAUCCAGUUUCUCCGAGCUUGUUGCCUUCUAUAGCAUUGGAGAAAGAAGGGUACUCUUGGUUUUUGCACCACGGACGCAGGUACUUUGAAACAAUGGGUAUUAUUAUUAAUACAUUUCAUGACCUUGAGCCUUAUGCACUCAAUUCGGUCUCUACGAGUCAAGUACCACCAAUCUAUCCCAUUGGGCCUAUUCUUGACCUUGUUGGUCCGGCCCAAUGGCACCCAGACCAAGCCUACCAUGAACGAAUCAUGAAGUGGCUUGAUGACCAACCUCCAUCAACAGUGGUAUUCUUAAGCUUUGGUAGCCAAGGGUGUCUCAGUGAGUCUCAAGUGAGAGAGAUUGCAUUUGGGCUUGAACUAGCCGAGGUUCGGUUUGUCUGGGCUUUACGUGAGCCAUCUAAGGCCAAAUUUGCCCUCCCGGAUGACUAUACGAGUCUUGAGAAAGUUUUACCGAAUGGGUUUUUGGAGCGAACGACUGGGAUUGGAUUGGUGUGUGGAUGGGUCUCACAAGUGUCAAUCCUAGCUCAUAAAGCAAUUGGAGGAUUCAUAUCACAUUGUGGUUGGAACUCAAUUUUGGAAAGCUUGUGGCAUGGUAUACCAAUUGCCACAUGGCCAAUUUAUUCUGAACAACAGAUGAAUGCAUUCGAGAUGGUGAAGGAGUUGGGAUUAGCUAUUGAGAUAAGGUUAGAUUAUAGGAAGGGUAGUGAUUUGGUGUUGGCAAAGGAAGUAGAGAGAGGAAUAAAGCAAUUGAUGGACUGUGAUGAUGAGGUGAGGAGAAAAGUAAAGGAAAUGAGCAACAAGUGUAGGGUGACUAAGAUGGAAAAUGGAUCAUCAUAUGCGUCACUAGGAGUACUGAUUGAGAAACUAGUGACUUCAUAAUUCAAAUGGGCUCACUUUCUAUUUUUAUGAAAUGAAUUGCAAUAUGUUUUGUAUGUAUUCACUUUUUAAUCUUUAAUAUAGUCUUCAACUUUUUUUU
This is a messenger RNA of Quercus robur (English oak), 1731 nucleotides long. Its product is annotated as UDP-glycosyltransferase 43-like. The transcript has a single exon. Lineage: Eukaryota; Viridiplantae; Streptophyta; Magnoliopsida; Fagales; Fagaceae. The record is from RefSeq and is a predicted model, not a curated record. Gene Ontology annotation, molecular function: UDP-glycosyltransferase activity. Bases 213 to 1634 code for a protein of 473 amino acids.